AGAGAGUUCCUGAUGGAGCCAUGUUGGCCUCUGUGAUGAAGUGGGAAUUUUCUGUGAUAUAUGUUAUGAAUCCUAGGCCUGCCUCAGUCUCCCUCUGUAUGUCACAUUGAUCGGGUCAGCACUGCUCCUGGAACAGCACAGGAGACAGAAGAUGUGUGUGUCACCUCGCUGCCUGGCGGGGUGACUAUAGUCAUCAGAAAAGCUGGCUGAAACAGACCCAAACCAAAAGAAGGUGCAGCAAGACAAAGAGAUGAACAAUCGAGACCAAACAGCAGGAACCCCCAGCAGGUGGAACAGGGAACGGCUGGAGAAGAAGCUGUCAGUCCAAGGUGAAAGUUUCCCCCAUGAAAUCGGGGUCCCAGCCCCACCCCCACCUGCUGGUUUGCUCGGUGACGGGGUUUUACCCCGGGGGGAUCGAUAUCAAGUGGCUGAAGAACGGGCAGGAGCAGACGGCCGGGGUGGUGUCCACGGAGCUGCUCCAGAACGGAGACUGGACCUUCCAGAUCCUGGUGAUGCUGGAGAUGAGCCCCCGGCGCGGGGACGUCUACACCUGCCAGGUGGAGCACAUCAGCCUGCGGGACCCCCUUGCCGUGCACUGGGCCUCCCCUCCUGUCCCCCCAGCGUCUGUCACCUUCCGGGUGCUCCAAAUCAACGUCUUCCACAAUGCCAGCUCCACGGACAUGGAUAUGAGAGUCCUGCUGGGCGACCUGGAGACCCACUCCGUGAACUGCAGCACCUGCGAGAUCCGCUUCCUGCAGCCCUGGGCCCAGCAGGGUCUGACCCCGAAGGAGUGGCAGGACCUGGAGCUGCUGACCCAUUAUUACCUGUCUGACUUCAACCGGACUGUGAACACAAUAGCCCAGCACCACGGAGGGAGCUACCCCUUUGUUACCCAGGUCUCCCUUGGCUGCGAGCUACACCCUAACGGCACCUCGAGGGGAUUCUAUGAUAUCGGAGUGAACGGGGAGGACUUCAUCAGCUUUGAUGCGGUGGCAGGGAAAUGGGUCGCUCGGCAGGGGGACAAGCUGGCGCUCUACGUCCGGCAGCGUCUCAGUCGGAAUAAGGGCGCAGUCAUCACGCUUCAGUUUCUCCUGAGAACAACGUUUGUCAAUCUGAUCAAGAGCUUUGUCCAGUACGGGAACGAGUCUCUGGAGAGGCAAGAGCGGCCGGUCGCCGUGGUGUUUGCCCGAGCGCCUCCCCCAGCCGGGACCCUGGCGCCGGUACUGCUGGUUUGCCGGGUCACCGGUUUCUACCCCCGGCCCGUCCGCGUGGCCUGGCUGCAGGAUGGGGAGGAGGUGGGGCCGGGCGGGCGGCUGAACUCCAGCGGGAUCCUGCCCAACGCGGACCUGACCUACCAGCUGCGCAGCUCCCUGGCCGUGGGGUCGGGCGCCGGGCACAGCUACGCCUGCCGGGUGCAGCCCAGCAGCCUGGGGGGCCGGAGCCUGCUGAUCCCCUGGGAGCAGAGCAGGCCCUGGGGCCCCGGCCUGGCCGUGGGCAUCACCCUGGGGGUUGUGGCCGUAGCCGCUGUGGCCGUGGUGCUGUGGCGGAGCAGACGCAGGGGCUACCAGGACGUUGGACCAGGGCAGUCCAGGGUCUGAGGGGGCGGCACCGGCCCCAGCGUGGGGAUCGGCCCCUCUCCUGGGGACAUGGCACUCAGGGCUGGGUCUGUGCCCGGCUCCAGA
This is a messenger RNA of Malaclemys terrapin pileata, 1682 nucleotides long. RefSeq names its product antigen-presenting glycoprotein CD1d-like. NCBI's taxonomy places the organism in Eukaryota, Metazoa, Chordata, Testudines, Emydidae. Bases 345 to 1598 code for a protein of 417 amino acids. Gene Ontology annotation, cellular component: external side of plasma membrane. The transcript is spliced from 7 exons. The record is from RefSeq and is a predicted model, not a curated record. Gene Ontology annotation, biological process: immune response.